This is a messenger RNA of Nothobranchius furzeri (turquoise killifish), 1878 nucleotides long. Lineage: Eukaryota; Metazoa; Chordata; Actinopteri; Cyprinodontiformes; Nothobranchiidae. The record is from RefSeq and is a predicted model, not a curated record.
AUGCCUCGACACAUCCCUGGGCGUCGGAAACUUAGCUCAAAGCGCGAUAUGAGCCAGCCGCCGCCCGCCUCUGCCUACACAGUCAAAACAACAUGGAUGCGGCAGCGUGUAGCAGAGAACUACUUCCAAAGAAAGGCACACACGAAGCCUUGCUGCAAAAUAUGCUUCAAAACUGUUGCUACUGGAAGCAGCAGUACAACAAAUCUUUUUCAGCACCUGAGGAAUAAACAUCCCGAAGAAUGGGAGAAGUGCAGCCGGCUCCGCAGCGACAGCGGCUCCUCUAGCACACCUGCUAAAAAGCAGACUACACUUCCUGAGAGCUUUACAAACUGUGUACCUUAUGAAAAGAACGGAGCGCGAUGGAAAGCGAUUACAGAGGCGGUCACUUUUUAUAUUGCCACAGACAUGCUGCCAAUUUACUCUGUCGAAAAGCGAGGCUUUAAUCACUUGCUGAAAGUAUUGGAUGCGAGGUACGUUGUCCCCAGUCGCAAGUAUUUCGCCGAUGUAGCGCUGCCUCACCUGUACAAUACAACCCGGGAAAAGAUCCGCAGUGAGCUGGAGGAGAUGCAGUUCUACUCAGCCACAACAGACCUGUGGUCCAGCCGGACGAUGCAGCCAUAUCUGAGUCUGACGGCUCACUACAUCAACACUAGUUGGACUCUGCGCAGCAUCUGCCUUCAGACAGCGUACUUCCCCGACAACCACACUGGUGAAAUAAUUGCCCAUGGCUUAAAAGACGCUCUCAGCUCCUGGGGACUUUCGGAGGAACGACUCGUCUGCAUGACAACUGAUAGUGGCACCAACAUCAUAAAAGCUCUUAAGGACAACAACUGGCCCAGCCUGCAGUGUUUUGGCCACAGACUCCACAACGCUAUAGAGAAUGGUGUGAAGGAUCCAAGGAUCGAUCGGGCCAUAGGGGUCUGCAAAAAAGCUGUAUCUGCCUUCUCCUACAGCUGGAAAAUAAGGCGAGACAUGACAGAGGUGCAGGCUGAGCUUGGACUUCCCCAGCAUCUUUUGAUCUCAGAAUCCCCAACUCGUUGGGGGUCUCGUCAAAAGAUGAUUGAGCGCUUUCUUGAGCAAGAGAAGGCAAUAACUCGUGUCCUGGGUGCAGACAAGAAAACGCGUCAUCUUGUUCCCACGUGGCAAGAUUUGGAAGUAUUGGAAGCUACCAACAAAGCAGUGAAACCUCUCCAGGACUUCACUGAUGCGCUGUCAGGGGAGUCAUAUGUCAGUGUGUCAUGCAUCAAACCGGUGCUGCAUUUGUUUAAAACAAGUCUCCUCCUGCCAGAGGAGGAAGAUUUGGAGCUAACAAAAACAAUCAAAGCUAACAUCAUGCGUUACCUUGAAAGUAAAUACUGUGAUUUGGAGAAAGAGGAACUUUUGGACAUGGCCUCACUUUUAGACCCGAGGUUCCGUACAACCUACAUUGAUGCAAGCAAACUGGAAGUUGUCAAAAAAAGAGCGGUGUCUGAGAUCUCUGCCCUCUGCAACUCUACCACAGAGGAAGCUGGUCCCUCAGCUGUUCAAGAGAACACCCCGCCAAAAAAGAAAAUGACUCUUGGUGCCUUCUUUAAAAAAUCUGCACCAUCCACCACGCUACACCCACAAUCUGAAAAAACAAAAAUUGAGACUGAGCUUGCGACGUAUUUACUUAUUCCAGACACUGAGCCAGACACAGAUCCUCUUGAAUGGUGGAAGCUUCAUCAGCCCAACUUUCCAAGGCUAAGCUUACUGGCUAAAAAAUAUAUUUCUGUUCCAGCUACUAGUGCCCCCUCAGAGAGGGUAUUUAGUGUGGGUGGAGGAAUAGUUACCUGCAACCGGGCCUGCCUUAAGCCAGAUGUUGUGGACAGGCUCAUCUUUCUUGCAAAAAAUGUUUAG